CGAAGCUACUCUGAAGACUUCAAAGCUUUUGCUUUAAAAUCUAAGCACAAAGCCUCCGGCCCUCCGCCGCUGCAUGCAAACACAAACACCACCGCCACCGCCGCUUCUCCGAUAAAGUGUUGUAGUUGCAUCUAUGGAUGCAAUUAUUUCUGAGCCUGGUCCGGUGGACGGGAGUUUAUUGACUCAACAACACUUGCAUAGGUCGCAGUUGAUUUGGGAUGGCGAGGAUGUAGCUGAUUUUCGUCUCAGAAGCAACUUUAACCAGUAUUGGGUUACUGUAGGAUGUUCUCCACCUGCACCGGACGUUAUGCAGGCCAUUAGGGAUGCUGGUUUUGGCGGAGUAUACCAGAUAGGGGCAUUCAGACACGAUGUCGGGUUGAUCACAGCCUUUAUUGAGAGGUGGCGUCCCGAGACUCACACUUUCCAUUUUAGGUUUGGAGAGGCCACCAUUACCCUGGAGGACGUUCAUCACAUUCUCGGGAUUCGCACUACUGGACUCCCCGUUAUACAGUCUGAGGUUAUCUCAAAUUUGGAGGUGAAGAGGGAGAUUAUCACUCAGCUAUUAGGCCUAUACCCAUCUCCAGAUGACGUUGUGAAUAGAUCUGGGAUAAAGAUCCCUUGGUUGGUUAAGCAUUUUGGUGAUUGUUCCCGCUUGAUUGAGUUUUCCGCUGAUUAUGAUGUGCAGCUGAUAUUCCACGUAAGAGCACAUCUGCUUCUUGUCAUCGGAUCUAUGUUUUCAAACUCAUCUGGGAAUAGGGUCCAGUUCCACCUUUUGACCCUGCUACGUGACCUUACUAAGAUCGGUAGUUUUAGUUGGGGCAGUGCUGUUCUUGCGUACUUGUACAGGAAGUUGUGCGCAGCUAGUAUCGGGAAGAGGCAUGGCUUUUGCGGGUGUGCGACACUAUUACAGGUGUGGGUUUGGGAGCGUUUCCCCUCACUUGCUCCAACCAUCACUGAGGAGGCUCUUUUCAAGCAUCCCCUUGCUCUCAGGUGGAAGGUUCGUCUUAGCAGGACUGCUGUUCCGUGUUCUCAGACACGUAUAUUCCGGUAUGAGCUGGAUACGAUGACAGCUGACCGGUUUAUCUGGAUGCCUUACGCAGAUUUGCCUCAUACUUGUAUGCCUGGCUUGGAUGCAGAGAGACUAUGGACAGCGAGGUGUCCUUUAUUGUUCGCAUCUUAUGCGGAGUGGUGUUAUAUUGACCGAGUUACAAGGCAGUUUGGAUUUGUGCAGAGUAUACCACAUGCUUCGCCUGAUGAAUGCCAUGACAGACUACACCAGAAUUCUAUAAAUGAGAGUAUUGAUUGGGUCACAGUUCGAGAGCCUUAUAUUCGGCUUUGGAACUCACGGAUGAGUCAUACACUCAAGCCUCCCAAGUAUGAUGUUGGUAUUGGGUGCACAGCAGAUUAUGAUGGUUGGUAUGAUACUGUUACUCGCCGCUUCAUAGUUCGUCCUGAUCGUUGGAUUACUGAGGCGGGUUUUCAGGGGACGGGAGGAGUUUAUCAGUUUUAUCAUGAGGGGAUAUUAGCAGCGCGCGAUGCCAUUUGCACUACUGAGCCUCGCGUGCAUGAUGCACGACGUAAUUUAGGGGAGUGCAUUACCUCCACCAAGGUGAGUUCUGCAGGACGACAUGGUUCUCGCAGACAUAUUGCUAGCGGGAAACGUAGAGGUCGACCUAGGAAUGUGAUGGUUGAGUUAGAUGUCGGUAUCUUGGGAGCCACAGGCCACCUUCAUAUGCACACGAGAUCUGAGUCCAUGAAAGACAGCGAGGGUAGCUCACAGAAAGUUGUGUGGGAUCCUUGGGUGCAGCCUACUACACAGGAUUCACAGGGUUAUGCUGGAUGUGAUUCACAGGGUUAUUCCCAGGGUCACUGUGAUGACAGUCAUGCUGGUGAUUUUCAGGACUUCAGUCAUUUUCAUUCUCAGGCAGCUGGUGGUUCGCAGAAGUAUUCCCGGACUCACUUUGAUGAUAGUCAUGCUGGUGGUUCUCAAGAUUUUGGCCAUCUUUAUUCUCAGGGGACUGGUGAUUGUGUUGCAACAGUUUUUCAACAGGAGCCUCUCGUUCUUAAUAAGCACAUCCAAAUGAGCGAGAAGGGACUUUUUGACUAUUCUGAGACUGAGCAGAAAGUGGAAUACAAGGGACAUCAAUCUGGAUUUAAGAAUGUCUCCUGUGCUGGACAGCCAGAGGGUUCCCCGGUUCAAGACAACCUAUGUGAACAACUGAAUAAAAGACCUAUUCCAGAGUGUUAUGACAGUAUUACAUCUGAAUUACAAUCGGUGAGACUAGAGGAUCGUAUUUGGAGGUUGGAGAAUAUUUUUAAUGAGAUUAAACGAGUCAAACUCUAUGGAACGUCUGCAGGGAAUUUAGAAAUGUAGUUUUUGACAUGGCAUAUAUGUGCUUCGCUAGUUGAUUAUUACUGAUCACUUGUGAUAUGUGAAUUUACU
Molecule: messenger RNA, 2443 nt
Organism: Daucus carota subsp. sativus
Lineage: Eukaryota; Viridiplantae; Streptophyta; Magnoliopsida; Apiales; Apiaceae
Product: serine/threonine-protein phosphatase 7 long form homolog
Exons: 7
Coding region: 134-2374 (746 amino acids)
Biological process (GO): meristem development; meristem maintenance
Source: RefSeq, a predicted model, not a curated record